AUGCCGUCCAUCAGAAGCUUCACAUUGUACUGCCUGAGCGUUGCCACGCAUCUUACAUCAGCGUGGCCAACCCAGCAUCCCGAACACGUCCAGAUACUCACCCGAGCGGAGCAGCUCGCCACCGAAUACGACUAUGUCAUUGUCGGCGGUGGCACGUCUGGCCUGACAGUCGGCGAUCGACUCACAGAGGACGGCAAAUUCGAAUAUGGCUACUACGAUAGCCAAACCGGCAUGAACCCACGCCGUAUGUUCAACAUCACGUCCAAGCCGUGUCCCAAUCUCAACGGUCGAAGCUUCGAUGUGGGUAUUGGAUGCGUCGUCGGUGGAAGCUCUUCCGUCAACGGCCAGGUAUUCCUGAGAGGAACCAAAGAUGAGUACAAUGCCUGGAAAGAGCUUGGUGGACCCGGAUCUACCUGGGACUGGGACAAUCUGCUGCCAUACUUCAAGAAGGGCAUCACCCUCGUGCCUCCUGACGUAGCUCAAGCUCAGGAGUACAACAUCACCUACGAUACCAAGUACUGGGGCACAACUUCCAAGAUCUAUGCUGCCUUUGGCAAGGGCCCUCUUCAGUCUUUCAAAGAGAUCCUCUACAACGCAAUGGCAAAGAUGCCCGGCAUGACCAUCCCCGUCGAUAGCGGCGCGGGCGAGGCCGGCCUCUAUUGGUACCCAAUGUCCCAAGACCCUGUCCAGUUCCAGCGAUCCUACGCCCGCACCGGCCACUGGGACGGCCUCAACCGCGCAAACUACGAGAUGAUCGUCGGUGCCAAGGUCAACCGCAUUCUCUUUGACGGUGACACAGCUACAGGAGUGCAAUUCGUCUCUCGUAAUAACACGGGAGCCGCUCCUGUACAGAUCAAAGCCCGUCGCGAAGUCAUCCUGGCCGCGGGAUCCGUACACACGCCGCAGGUACUCAUGCUCAGCGGCAUCGGGCCACGCACACACCUCGAGGAGGCGCGCAUCGCUGUCAAGGUCGACUUGCCCGGCGUCGGAUCAAACUUCCAGGAUCACAGCUAUAUCCCAAGCAUAUCCUAUCAAUGGGGCAUCCAGCCACCCAACUCAGGCGGCGGUGGCUGGAGCGGCGGCGGUCCGCCCUCCCUCGCCUCCAUGAUCGGCCUGCCCGUCGUCAGCCCCGAUAGAUUUGAGGCCUUGGCCAAGGCAUUUGAAGCUCAAGACCCCAAGUCCCACCUGCCCUCGACCUACACAGCCGAGCAAACAGAGGGCUACAAGCAACAGCAGAAAGUCUGGGGCAGGCUCAUGCGUUCCAAGAACGUCGUCUUCUCCGAGAUGAUGAUGUACGGCCCCGGUGGCUCCGUGCAGAACCUGCACUGCAUGUCCCGCGGCAACAUCCUCCUCAACACGGCGCAGCCCGAGAGCGAAAUGGUCGUCGACUACCGCGCUGCGUCGAACGCCAUUGACUUGGACGUUAUGGCGGAGAUUAUCAAGUUUAUGCGGCGGUACAUGACUACCGGCGACCUCGCGCAGUAUCAGGCGCGCGAGACGUCGCCUGGCACGGGCGUGUCGUCCGAUGCGCAGCUUGUGACCUGGGCCAAGGGGCAGAUUAUCCCGUCCGUGUAUCAUCCUGUCGGUACCACUGCCAAGAUGCCGCGCGAGUGGGGCGGAGUGCUGGAUGAGAAUCUGCUGGUGUAUGGCGUGAAGAAGUUGAGAGUUGUUGAUGCUUCGAUGAUGCCUACGACUGUUGGUGCGACCACGUCCAUGACUGUUUACGCUGUUGCUGAAAAGGUAUGUUCUGAUGAUUCAGGGUUCAUGGAGUACUGCUAA
Molecule: messenger RNA, 1779 nt
Organism: Colletotrichum lupini
Lineage: Eukaryota; Fungi; Ascomycota; Sordariomycetes; Glomerellales; Glomerellaceae
Product: glucose oxidase
Exons: 4
Coding region: 1-1779 (592 amino acids)
Biological process (GO): secondary metabolite biosynthetic process
Molecular function (GO): flavin adenine dinucleotide binding; oxidoreductase activity, acting on CH-OH group of donors
Source: RefSeq, a predicted model, not a curated record